GUGGAUGUUGUUAAAGUAUUACUCCUGCAGAAUCUACUCUGUGUUUUUAUUCCAACUCUCGUGGUGGCUGAUGGAUUUACAUGCACAUUCACACAUACACAAACAGAGCAGAGAGAGAGAGAGAGAGAGAAACACACCCAUAGCUUGUGGGAGGGGAGAGAACUGUGCCUUUGUCUUGGUCACGAGCUUUGCACACAGUUCCAGCUUGUAAUUCUGCGAGUCAUCUAGAGUUUGUUGCACUUUCAUAAAAGCCUCACUCCAGCAGACAUCAUGGCCGAUGUGGAUCAGGGUCAGUUUUCUCUCAUGAGUCUGGAGGACGAGCUGACCUGCAGCAUCUGCCUGAGCACUUUUGACUGUCCAGUGACCCUCCCAUGCGGACACAACUUCUGCCAGGACUGCCUGCUGUCCCACUGGAAGGACUCCUAUAGCUGUCCUCAGUGUCGGACCCUUUUUCCCACCAAACCUGAGCUGAAGAAAAACACUGUCCUCAGCACUGUUGUGAAGACCUUCAACUUGGAGUCCAACAAAAUCGAAGCCAACCAGGUGGUUGAGGAGAGCAAAGAUGAGAAGAAAGAGGAUGUCAUACGUUGUGAUACCUGUAUGGAGGCAGAAGCGUCUAAGACCUGCCUCACCUGCAUGGCCUCUUUCUGUGAGGAGCACCUGCAACCUCACAGGGAAAAUCCAAAGUUUAGUGUCCACCAGUUAUGUGAGCCUGAGGACAUGUCUGAGCGUGUCUGUGCUGACCACCACAAGCUGAUAGAGUUCUUCUGCAGCGAACAUGGACGUCCAAUCUGCAGCCUCUGCCUGCAGCAGGUCCACAAAGGCUGCCCCUUCAUUUCUCCAGAGGAGCAGAGGAGCCAGAAGGAGUCCAACUUCCAAGAGAAGCUUAAUUUGCUGGAUGAGAAGAUUGAGAGGACUGAGGUGGUUUUGCUUCAAAUGAAGGACACACAGAGCAAAUUAAAGGAUGCAUCAGCCAAGAGAAAGAUUUCAUUGGCAGGCAUGUAUCAGCAGAUGAGGGAUUUGCUGGCCGCAGAGGAACGGGAGGCCCAGCAUGAGGUGGACCGUGAGCUGGAGAUGGGUCAGAUGAAACUACAGGACUUCACAAAGAGGUUUACUGAGAACGCUGAGAAGAUGAGAAAAGCCAAAGGAGAUAUAAGCAGUCUGCUGAGUCAGUCCCAAACUCUGGCAUUUCUAAAGGCCUCAUAUGACUUGCCAAGGGUUGUAAACUUUGACCCACACCCCCCUCGAAUCACCCUGGAUUCCAAGAAGGUAACUGCAACUCAGGCCUUUGCUGCAGAGCUGAAGGAGUAUUUGACUGAGAUCCUUAAACAGCCUGUUGAAGCCAGACUGCUGACCCUUAAACCAGAUGAAAAAGCAGUGCCUGUCUCAGGAUCUGAAAGCUCAGCCAGGGCUGGACCUGAAUCUGAUUCUUCAGAGCAAAGGAAUCCACCAAGGUCCCACAGUCCAGGUCAUCCAGCCAUCCAGCCGAUCUAUCAACCAGUUCCUGUGCCGGUUUACAUUCACAGUCCACAAGCAGGCUGGAAUCCACACCAGCAUGCACAGUCCACUGGUCCUCAUAAGGGUCCUCCUUUUAAAGGAGGACAAAAGACAAACAAGAAAAGUGAUCCCGGUCACAAGCCGUUCCACAAACAAGACAGACCUCCUAGCGCACAAGGUGGGGGUAAACCGACUACCAAAGGGUCUGAUUCCACAAAAAAAGACCAUCAGAAAAGCCACCCUUCAUCAGGGAAACCCACUAAAGGCCAUCCACAGCCUCACAAAAAUAAGUAAAAGCAGUAGCAGAUGUUUGUGCUCCUGUGGGUGAAGGGCUAUCAGUCUAUCACAUGUUGGUGAGUGAUCUGGUGGUUGCAUACUCACAUUUGUCUGUAAAUGAUUAAUCAAGUGUGGUUCUUGGAAUUGCCUCAAAAGGACAUCUCGGCAUGUUUCAUUGCAAAAGAAAGAUUGUAAAAUUAGAACAGAGUUUCUUCAUUGUGAUUGUUAUCUUCUAGAAAGAAGCUAGGGUCUUUGAUGAAGGAUAACAGCAGUUUAUCUGAGCUGAUAUUCUUCAUUCAAAUGAUCAGAUUAAAACACAAAGACGCAGUAAUUGUAUAUAAAAUAUUUAUGGGAAUGUCUUCAAAUUCAAAAGAUCACUUCAUUACAUUCAGUUCAAUCAAAUCCAUUUUCUCUGUGACCAGUUGUAACAGCUUUACCAAACUGUCUUUUCUGCUAUAUGAAUAUGAUUGUGCACAAUAAAAGCAUGUUUUCCCUC
Molecule: messenger RNA, 2269 nt
Organism: Cheilinus undulatus (humphead wrasse)
Lineage: Eukaryota; Metazoa; Chordata; Actinopteri; Labriformes; Labridae
Product: E3 ubiquitin/ISG15 ligase TRIM25-like
Exons: 10
Coding region: 271-1791 (506 amino acids)
Molecular function (GO): zinc ion binding
Source: RefSeq, a predicted model, not a curated record